Molecule: messenger RNA, 3584 nt
Organism: Cololabis saira (Pacific saury)
Lineage: Eukaryota; Metazoa; Chordata; Actinopteri; Beloniformes; Belonidae
Product: liprin-beta-1-like
Exons: 26
Coding region: 146-2827 (893 amino acids)
Biological process (GO): neuromuscular junction development
Cellular component (GO): presynaptic active zone
Molecular function (GO): protein binding
Source: RefSeq, a predicted model, not a curated record
UUCACGCGCUUAUUCAAAGGGAAGGUGAGCGUAAAGUAUGAAGCUCCGCUGAAAAGUCCCCAAAGUGCUCGGAUUAAGCCGCCAGAAGACUGCAGGGUCCCCUUCGUUAACAUAUUCUCAUCGAAAAAAAUUGAUUACCGACAAGAUGAUGUCUGAUGCCAGUGAGAUGUUGGCUGCGGCCUUGGAGCAAAUGGAUGGGAUCAUAGCAGGCUCCAAGGCCAUCGACUACUCCAAUGGCCUGUUUGACUGUCAGUCGCCCACGACACCUUUCAUGGGUGGCCUUCGGGUGCUGCACCUGCUGGAGGACCUGCGAGCAGCACUGGAGCUCAUGGAAAACGAGGAAAGGAACAACCUGCGCUGUCAGAUUCCUGAUUCCACUGCAGAGGGGCUGGCAGAGUGGCUACAGGGAGGAAUGUCUAACGUCCACGGUUCAGAGGCGGUUUACCAAGAACGCCUAUCUCGACUAGAGAGUGACAAAGAGUGUCUUAUUCUUCAGGUCAGUGUUUUAACAGACCAGGUGGAGGUGCAAGGUGAAAAGAUUCGGGAUUUAGACAAUAAUCUGGAUCAUCAUCGAGAGAAACUCAACGCUGCUGAGGAGCUUCUCCAACAGGAGCUGGUGAACCGGACGGCACUGGAGACCCAGAAGCUGCAGUUGAUGACUGAGGUGUCCAGCUUGAAGCUGAAGCUAACGGCUUUGGAGAAGGAUCACGAGGGCAAUGAGGGCUUGUACCAGGAAGUGACAGACCUGCGGUUCAGGGUGACGGACAUAGAGAAUGAAAGACUGCAGUGUGAAAAGAAACUCAGAACGACCAAACGUCUAAAGUGGACCCGUGAGCUUCUUACUGGAGACGAGCUGAAGGAGGAGCUGCAGCUUCUGCAGGACGAGCUGGAUGAGCGAGAGGAGGAGCUGGGGAUGUUGAGGGACGAGAGAAGACUGAAGCUGGAAAUGCACAGCAGAACUGAGGGGGUAGAAAGAGAUACUGAAAUGUUGAAGAUGAAGAGGGUGUUGGAGUCUCUGACGUCGGAGAAUGAUGAGAAGGAAAGAAGGAUAAAGGAGCUCAGUGAGUCACUUACAAAGUACAAGAGCAUAAAAGAGAAGAAGCAGGAAGACGACUACGACGAUAUCCUUGAUGAUCCCUCGGUUUCUGUAUCCAUGGAGGUGGAUCAGGUCACCCUGGAGCUGGAGGGGGAGGCAGGAAGAAUCUCCGGCGAGUCUACUCCUUGCAUAGCAGUGCUGUCUGAGAUGAACGAACUGGACAGAGAACGGCAGCAACGAGCAGGCCAGAGUUCAUUCGAUGAAACGAGGAGCGGAGACCAGGCUAAAACUAAACCAGGACCAGCUUCUUCUGCUGCGACUAAAGGAAAUGGUGGUGAGGGGAGUUUUGGCAGCAAGAAGGCUCGCACCUCGUUCGGCCGCGGCUUCUUUAAGCUGCGCGGAGGCAAACGUACAGCCAGCGCCCCCAACCUUGCUGAGUCAGAAAGCAAAGGCACAGAUCACCUGGACCUGGCCGGCGUCGCCCCGCAGAGAUCCCGCGACGCAGCUCCUCUGCCAUCAUCUCCAGAAACCAAGAAGAAGUCCAGAGGGUUGAAGAAGUUUUUUGGCAGGCUAAAGAGGAGUCACUCCACCUCCCUGAACCUCGAUGAUGCUGAAAUGGAAUUCAGAAGAGGCGGAGUCAGAGCCACCGCCGGCCCUCGACUCGGCUGGUCGCGCGAAUCCAAACCCAACGCUGCUGACGUCCAUUUCUCCCGCUGGAGUAAUGAGGACGUGUGUGUGUGGCUUCACGAACAAGGACUCGGGUUGUACGUUGCUCAGGGACAGAACUGGAUCAAAUCGGGACAAACUUUACUGCAGACGUCACAACACGAUCUGGAGAAGGAGAUGGGCAUGAAGCAGCCUCUCCACAGGAAAAAGCUGCAGCUCGCUCUGCAGGCUCUCGGGUCAAAGGAGGACGAUCUAAAGGGCAAACUGGACCACAACUGGGUGACCAGAUGGCUGGACGACAUCGGCCUCCCGCAGUACAAGAGCAGCUUCGAUGAAGCGCGAGUGGAUGGACGCAUGCUGCACUACAUGACCGUGGAGGACCUGCUCUCUCUGAAGGUGGGCAGUGUUCUUCAUCACCUCAGCAUCAAGAGGGCCAUCCAGGUGCUUCGUCUCAACUUCUACGACCCCAACUGUCUCAGGCGACGGCCGUCUGACGAGAACAACUUCACGCCAGCGGAGGUCUCCCAGUGGACCAACCACAGGGUGAUGGAGUGGCUGCGCUCGGUGGAUCUGGCAGAAUACGCCCCGAACCUGCGGGGGAGCGGCGUGCACGGAGGGCUGAUGGUGCUGGAGCCUCGUUUCAACGUGGAGGCUCUCGCCCUGCUGCUCAACAUCCCUCCUAACAAAACCCUGCUGAGGCGCCACCUGGCCACUCACUUCCACCUGCUCAUCGGCUCGGAGGCGCAGCGCCGCAAACAGGACUUCCUGGAAAACCCCGACUACUCGGUCCUCACGGCCACCGCCAAGGUCAAGCCGAGACGCCUGUCGUUUGGUAGCUUCGGGACUCUGAGGAGGAAACGUCCGGAGGAUUGUGAGGAAUACAUCUGUCCCAUGAACGUGGAAAUGCCCACGAACAGCAGCUUCCAGAGGAGCGCCUGCAUCUAUGAGGAUCAUCUCGACAACUUGGAACAGAUGGAAGACUCUGAAGGAACGGUCAGACAGAUUGGAGCUUUCUCGGAGGAAAUCAACAAUCUGACGAGCAUGUUGAAGGAGGAAGAGUUGUUCGGGGAGAUCUCGCUUUGCUCUUCGGAGGAUGGCAGAACAGCAACACACAAGUCCAACUGAGAGAACGUGAGACUUUGAUUCACACAAAGAUCCUUAGAUUUCAUGACCAUUUAAAUAUUUAUUGAAGUUUUCUUGAGUAUAAUGCAUGAUUUAUCAAUGUAAUGCCUUAUUUUAGUCUCGUCAGGACUUGGUUGUGUUUAACUUUUUUUUUUUUUUUUUUUAAAUGGUACGGAAGAUAUCAGCUUGUUGGAAAGAAGCUACAUUUUAAAUGUAUUUGUUUGGGUUUUGACUUUACUGGCAGACACAGAUACUCAUCGUUAAUGUCAAAACCUCGACAAAUGGAAAAGGGUCUGGCUGCAGACCUCCAUGGUGGGACCUCUUUCAGAACAGGAUUCACUCAUAAACCUGGAAGUAACAGAUUUAAAAGGAAAAUGCAUGUUUACACAUGGUCAACAUUACAAGUUUGUUUUUGUUUUUUUUACACAAAGUUGCUAAAUAAGUGUCAGAUUACCAUUGAUGGUUAAGUAACGAUCCUAAAUUGAAAGAGACCCCACUGAGAUCAACAUGCUGUAACCAGGUUAAAUAUCACAUCUCAAGUUGACUUAAUAACGUUACAUCUCUUUUUCUUAAUGGAAACACUUAACUAGUCGACCUUCUUUAAACAAGAUGACAUGUUGGUUUAUAUUUAUGAAUCAAUAUAAGUGCAUGUCCCUGAAGGUCCUAAAAGACAAUCACUGAAACCAAAGGCAACAUGUUUAAGUGUUAUAGAUGUACUCUGCUUGUUUUUAAAUUUUUGAUAAUAAAAAUGAAAAACUCA